Molecule: messenger RNA, 1389 nt
Organism: Gadus morhua (Atlantic cod)
Lineage: Eukaryota; Metazoa; Chordata; Actinopteri; Gadiformes; Gadidae
Gene: mrpl28
Product: mitochondrial ribosomal protein L28
Exons: 6
Coding region: 229-984 (251 amino acids)
Cellular component (GO): mitochondrial large ribosomal subunit
Molecular function (GO): structural constituent of ribosome
Source: RefSeq, a predicted model, not a curated record
CAACGCCCAUGCGCGACCUCGACUUGGCCCGGAAACACUAAAGACGACCGCUUGAGCGGCCAAUCAUCAGCAAGAAUUUCAGCUCAGCCAAUCAUCGCAUAGCUUGCUUCGGUGGGCGGGUUUGAUAAAUACGGAAGUGUUCCAUGUGUGCGGGUGGCUGUGUGUCCUUGGUUGUAAGCAGGUAGUCCUGGGCGUUUAGGGUCAGGGUCUUAGGCCUGGCGCAGAGCCAUGCCGCUCCACAAGUAUGCUCCCAAGCUGUGGGACGCCAUGAAGCUGAAGCAGGGCAUCCACGCCCGCCUUCCCGAGCAUUACCUCCGGGCCCUCGAGCCCCGGGAGCCCACUCCGGUCCACUGGAGGCCCCUGGGGGUCCAGUACAGAGCCAACCCCACCACAGGGCUCAAAGAACGGGUCCAGGACGUCCCCAUCCCCAUCUACUACCCCCCGCAGUCCCAGGACGGCCUGUGGGGGGGCGAGGGCUGGAUCUCAGGCUUCAGAUACGCCAACAAUGACAAAAUGUCCAACCGUGUGAAGAAGCUGUGGAAACCGCAGCUGCUGAAGAGGGAGCUCUACAGCGAGAUACUGGACCACAAGUUCACCAUCACCGUCACCCCGCGCACCCUGGACCUCAUCGACGCCGCCUACGGCUUUGAUCUGUACAUUCUCACGACCUCAAAGGAAGACCUGAAUUCCAAGCUGGGGAUGGACCUGAAGAGGGCCAUGCUGCUGAGGCUAGCUCGCAGGGAGACCGAGCUCUACCCCACGGACCACGUGAAGAGGGCCACGGUGUACAGCAAAUACAAGCAGUUUGAGGUCCCAGAGGAGGAGGCGGAGUGGCUGGGUCUGAACCUCGAGGAGGCUGUGGAGAAGCAGAGACAGCUGGAGCACAAGGAUCCCGAGCCCCAGUUCAGAGGCUGCGUGGAGCAGCUGCUGAAGGAGCUGACCGUCCAGAAGCUGUCGGAGCCCACGCUCGUGGAGAAGAAGUGACCGCUGGAGCCGACGCGUGGGCACGCACGUGCAUACACACACAGUGAGGACUUGUGUGUGUGUGUGUAUGCGUGGGCAAGCACACGUACACCUGCAUACAGACUUGUGUUGGCAGGUCUGGGUUGCCCCUGACCCCCAGCCGGCCCUUGACCCCUGACCCCAAGCCGGCCCCUGAGGACCCCCGACCCCAGCCAACCCUUGACCCCCGACCCCAGCCGGCCCUUGACCAGCCGGCCCUUGACCCCUGACCCCAAGCCGGCCCCUGAGGACGAACCGCGUCUCCUCACUUUGAGUUGGCGAGGCAAAGUGACCCCAAUGGAUUUGUGUAGAACGGUCUCCAUCAGUGUAAAUAAACCCUGGGCUCAGUGGGGUCGCCUGUGCAACCAAUUAAAUAUUGUUCUUUAA